Molecule: messenger RNA, 898 nt
Organism: Hyla sarda
Lineage: Eukaryota; Metazoa; Chordata; Amphibia; Anura; Hylidae
Product: aquaporin-2-like
Exons: 4
Coding region: 19-825 (268 amino acids)
Biological process (GO): transmembrane transport
Cellular component (GO): apical plasma membrane; plasma membrane
Molecular function (GO): water channel activity
Source: RefSeq, a predicted model, not a curated record
GUACAUUAACCAUUCACGAUGAAAGAGAUGUGCACUGGGCCCUUUACCAGGGCAUUUGCUGGAGAACUCAUUGGUACUUCGAUAUUUGUCUUUUUUGGCCUGGGUUCUGCAAUGAGUUGGCCGUCAGCACUUCCAACUGUUCUGCAGAUUGCUUUUACUUUUGGCCUGGGCAUAGGGACUCUUGUUCAAACCUUUGGGCACAUCAGUGGUGCCCAUCUCAACCCAGCCGUUACUGUAGCUUUCCUGGUGUCAUCACAGAUCUCCUUCUUCCGUGCAGUUUGCUACGUUUGCGCACAGUUGCUGGGAGCAGUUAUUGGAGCUGCUUUACUCUAUCAGUUCACUCCUGAAGAUGUUCAUGGUAGCUUUGGAGUCAAUAUGCCUAGUAAUAAUGCAACGGAAGGGCAAGCUGUAACUGUGGAAAUCAUCCUGACCCUACAACUAGUGCUCUGCAUUUAUGCCUCUACUGAUGACAGGCGGGAUGACAAUGUGGGGUCUCCAUCACUUUCUAUUGGGCUCUCUGUUGUACUGGGUCACUUAGUUGGGAUUUAUUUUACUGGCUGUUCAAUGAAUCCAGCUCGCUCAUUUGGACCAGCUCUGGUUGUUGGAAAUUUUAACACGCACUGGAUCUUCUGGAUUGGACCUUUGGUGGGGGCUAUCCUAGCAUCCUUGAUCUAUAAUUAUGUACUAUGUCCACAAGAGCAAAGCUUCUCUGAGAAGUUGUCUGUCCUCCUAGGACGAAUCCCAGCUAUGCAAGAAGAGGAAGAAGAUUGGGAAGAAAGACAGGAACAGCCUAGGAGAAAGUCUAUGGAACUUCAGACACUGUAACCACUACAGCUAUUGAUAGAUAGAAAAGAACUGUCACGUCAAUCUAACUUAUCAUAUAGAAAAUUGUAGUAGC